AUGACACACGCACGAUCCAGCGAUUCUGCGCAGAAAUUUUCUGCUUUGCUGCAGUAUCUUGGCGGUCCAAACUGCUCGCCUGAAGAGGUUACAUGGGCUACGGAUCUUCCUGCAGGCAGUGCAUUUCUAGGGUGGCUCGCAGACCAGUUACCGGAACAAUUGAGUGCAAGUGGUCUUGAGAUUCAAGUUCGCUCCGCGCUAGAGCCCAUUGCAUUGAGUCAUGAAGAAGCCACGGACGCUAGAGCUUCUAUGAAGCUAGGGAUUGACAAUACAGAAGACACCACUGAUAUCUCACGCAAGCUGGCCAACUAUGACGUCCCAUCAGCGUUGCAUUCCCAAGCGAGAUUCAUGGAAGAAGAGGCUAAAAUCCUCAAGGAAGAAACGAAGAUGCUAAAGCAUCGCAUGCUGCGCGCCUCAGUGAAGUCUGCAGAUGCGGAUAUUCAACAGCGGCAAGAACAGCUUGGUGAAAUAUCGCUCGAGAUUGACGUAUCGAUCGAAAAGUCGACGAAGCUGGCAAAUCAAUUAUUGGACGGGUUCCAUCCGACACCGCCAAAGUCGAAAGAUGUGAAAGAUAGUAUUUCCGAGCACAGGACAAAGCUGGCCUCGCUUUCUAAUCUUCGCUCAGAAAUCGUGGAUUCUGCAGAACGACAGCUACUUAUCAUUGAAGAUGCUAGCCGGACACUGCCCAAUCCCUCUGAAGUAGAGUGUGAGGCUGCGCGCUUGUGCGAUGCUUUCGCCCGGUUAUCCCAACAAACCAACGAAACACGAAAACAGAGUGUAAACGCUUUGCAAGCUGCGUCAUAUUGCACGGAGCUGGGUAUGAUGUGCGAGGAGCUGGAAGCGCCCAAUGGCGACAGUCCUGCACGGACCUUGGAGAAUAUUGUAGGCCAGGCUGAACUUCCCAACGCAGAGGACUUGCAGGACCGCCUCGACCCGUUUGACGUGAACAUUGCAGGCGAGAUCAGCCGGGCGUGGAAGCUAGACCAAGCAGCCUUACUUGCUUCGCGCGAGGGAGUAUUAGACUAUGUACACGAUAGCUUCGUCGACCAUCUUCUUCCCCCUCUGCAUAAUCUACACGAUGAGCUCACGGCGAGCAGCACGUUUGCCAGUAGUGCAGAUGCAUUCAUCAAUGCCUUUAUCGAAGAGCUCGAGGAUUGUGCAGACGACGUCGCCGCUGCUCGGGCAUCAUCCUCCACUGCAUUAGACAAGAUAGCAGACGAAGAUGCCCGCAACCUUCUAGAAGGCGAGCUAGUAGACCUACUCAAGCAGACGCAAAAAACGCGGGCACCAGACAAUGGCUUACUCGUCCUCCUGGACCGUGCAGACCUCGCGAAGGAAUUGCACGCUGUUUCCGAGCGCCUGCAGGGCGCUGAUCUCGCGGAAGACCAGUGGAUUGUUCGCCUGCCAGGAAAGCUAUCUGAGUUAAGAACUGGUCCCGCAUCCCGACUGUCCUCCCAUAUCUACGCCAACUCUCCCGUCAAUACCUCUCCUCCCUUCUCUGCCGCGCGAGGGCAGCGCAUCUUGGACGCAGACACGAAGAAGAAAGUCGAUCAGUUGAGCCAGGCGGUGAUCAGACUGCAGAAGGAAUCCGAAUUGAACAGUCAGGACGAGCGGAAGAUGGACACAUUCAUUGAGAGAUGGUCACGAGCUUAA
Sparassis crispa is the source of this 1653-nucleotide messenger RNA. RefSeq lists its product as hypothetical. The transcript has 11 exons. The coding region runs from base 1 to 1653 and encodes 550 amino acids. The record is from RefSeq and is a predicted model, not a curated record. Lineage: Eukaryota; Fungi; Basidiomycota; Agaricomycetes; Polyporales; Sparassidaceae.